Messenger RNA from Nilaparvata lugens (brown planthopper), 1278 nucleotides. It is a transcript of the gene Dysb, whose product is annotated as dysbindin protein homolog. Gene Ontology annotation, biological process: negative regulation of protein kinase activity. The transcript is spliced from 6 exons. Gene Ontology annotation, cellular component: cytoplasm. Bases 290 to 1063 code for a protein of 257 amino acids. Lineage: Eukaryota; Metazoa; Arthropoda; Insecta; Hemiptera; Delphacidae. The record is from RefSeq and is a predicted model, not a curated record.
UGCCGAAUUAGAAUAUUAAGAAAUAGGUUAGAAUAUUAGAAAUAGAGAAGUAAACAUUGAAUUAUUUUAAUGAAAGUAGCCUAAUACAUAGAAGAGGAAUAAUUUCUUUGUGUGAAUGUUUCACAUUGUGAGAUGUUUCAUUGUUCAAUAGUUUAUAAUCAGACUCAAUUCUGAAAACAAUGUCUGCUUUAUAAUAUUUAUUGUAAGGUCAUUGACAGUUUACAGAUUGAGGUUAUGAUUUUAAUUUAUUAGGUUGGAAGUUCGAUACAAAUUCUAAAACAUUAUUAUCAUGUUUGACAGUCUGCGAGAUAAGUUGCAAUCCGUUCAAGAAGGAAUUAGUGCCAGUUUUCGUGGAUUAGCUGUCGGAGAAAUACCACAGACUGUUCAAAUCCCUGAAAAGCACGCCGUGAAUAUCAACGCAGGAGGUGAAAUUCUCCAACAUUAUCAGAGAAAAUGGAAUGAGCUGCAUGCCAUAGCGGAAGAAAAUGCUAUAAAAGCCCAGGACGUUGAUGAUUGUAUAAGUUCUUUGGAGAUGAAUGUAACAAAGAAAUUGACAAGCAUAGAGAAUUUGAAUUCACAACUAGUGAGAAUACCACAGGUUAUAGAUGGUGUCCAUUCUCUCAUCAGAAAUAUAGGCACUCUACAAAACUCCAUAGACAAAGUAGAAAAACUUCUUAUCCAGUUGGAAGAUAUUGUGGAAACGCAACACAUGCAAGAAGAACAGCUAGAGAAACGAUUCGAGCUAGCAAUGUACCGUGAGAAGAAGCUGGCCGAUUUGGACAAUGUCAGAUCAAAUCUCUCCGUAGAACACGCAGUUAAACUAUCUAGGCAUGAGAAGAGAUUGUCUGCUGAACAAAAAGAGAAGCAAGCCACUUACGGAGAAGCAUUCAAAAAUGACAUUGAACACUACAAGAAGUUCGGAUCAAUACCGCAUCAGAAAACUAUUCAAUCAGCUAAUUUAACAGAAACGCCGCCAUGUUUGUCAUUGGAAGAAGUUGUUCUCGAUGAUAAUCAAGACAGAGAAGCUCUCGAUGAACUUUUGAAGGAUUCAGAGUUGGAGUAAGUGGAUGCCAAAGGCCAAAGUUAAAAAACAUCUUGCCGUACCGUCCAAAUUGUUAUCUUCAUGGAAUUUUAUGUGAUUUCUAAUAAGUUAUAUUGUUAUUAUAAUGCUUCAAGAUAUAAAAAUAAAGUGUUAAUAUUGUUAGAUGGUUUAUCUGCAUACAAACUCAUUUUACAAAACGUAAUUGUUGUUAUUGUAAAUAAAUUUUGCUUAUCAUA